UUUUCUCGUAUCUUUAUCAGCAGCCUUUUCUCAUUCUUGGCUGUUGUCAAGCAUUGCCUGGGCCUCUUCUAAAACAUCAUCUGGAUUGGCCAGUUCAAUCUAAAUAAAAAACACAAAUAUUUUACGCAAUGUAAUUAAAGAAGCUCAGGAUUUGUAAACACUGAUUAUUCAAGAGCUGCUGUAGAAUCUCCCUCUUAACUGGACUUUAAUUUAUCCUGCAGUCUUUCACUAAAUACUUGAAAAUACUUUCCUCAUUUUAUGAUGACAGCAAGUGCCUAUCUAUUACUACUUCUUUCAAUAUCUAUGUAUAGGCUGUGUGGAUGCUACCUUAGAGAGUACAUAGUCUAGACAAAGUAUAACCCAGGCCUGCCACAGUGAUUUGCAUGGUAGAUGUUGACUUGUAAAUCCUGUUAACAGACUAGAGAGGAAAAAUGUGGUAAAGUCACAAGCAUAUUUUUUACAAUAGGGAAGUUGUGGCCUAUUUGUCUACAGUCAACAAAUGGAGAUUGUCCCUGGCAGUGGCUAGUAUCAGUUGCGUCUAAGGAAAGUGGAAAAAACUCAGCAUAGAAAAUGAUGGAAUAACUUGCCUACUGGGAAAGUUUCGUCCUAAUCCUAGUCAAUCCUAAACCUAGUUAAUUUAUCCCCUGAAGCAUGAUCCCCUCUUUUUUAAAAAAUCCUACUUAAUGUAAGUGGAUGUCAUCAUCCAUAUAAAUAUCUACUUCUUGAUUUUAAAUUUAUACACACCAAAUUACACAGAUUAACUGUUGUGAAAGAAAGCUGUUUCCUAUUACAAUUCAUUAUUUUUUAUGCUUCCAUUGUGUCCCUCUUAUUUACAUCUAAACUAAACUAUACCAAUACUUUUAAUGUCUCUUCAUUAUGUCUUUCUAUGCCUCAAACUGCUUGUGUCAUCUGCCUCUGGACCCCUUCUCUAUUUCUCCUCUAUUCUCUUUUCAUAUAGGAUGAUUAGAACUGAUCACAGUAUGACAGUGUUCCAUGGUUUUGUGUACUUUCUAUUCUAUUCCUUAUAUAGCCUAUAACUUCAGUACUUUCUAUUCUAUUCCUUAUAUAGCCUAUCACUUUUGUUUGUGAUUUAAACACAUGCUGACAAAUUAGUCAAGCCCUCUGAUAAAGGAGACCAAACAUUGCUUGCUGACAUUUUCUUGUAGUUCUGCUUUACUCAAAAGCAACUGCUCUGUCUCAGAGCCAAAUUUAUCAAGAUAAUGUAUUUGUUUUUCAAGAGAAAUGCCAGGAUUAAAGUCUCUAAGCAACUGUAAAUGCUUAAAAGAAUCCUCUGAAAAGAGUUGCUUUUAAAAUUUCCUCUCUUGCUAGGGGUAUUUCUGCAUUGGAUAAAGGAAUAGUUUAGAUGGCCUAGCAGAGAUGAUAAAUCUAAUAGAAGACGUCACUUGAUGGUCAUAUAAUAUGACUGGAAACCUCUCAAUUUACGUUUACAGGAACAUUGAGCUAUUUCUGCCUUACGUGGCAGAGGCAGGGAGAACUUUGUUAGGCUUAGGGAUGAAAUCUUGGCUCCACUAAAGUAAAUGGCAAAUUUACAUUGAAUUUAGUGGGGUCAGGAUUUCACCCCAAAUCCUUGGCCACUCCUAAGCAAAUAUGCCAAACCCACGAAAAAAACGCAGAAAUUGGGCUUGUUUUUGGCUUAAUUGGCUUGUGAGUUGCUUGUUGGCUAGUUUUUGGCUUGUAGUUUGUUACUUAUUUGGCUUGUCGUUUGUAGCUUCUUUUUUUGUCCGGCUCCUGGCAAGCAGGGGCAAGGUGGGGAGAGAGUCAGAGGUUCACAGCGGGCCCACAGACUGCACUCUGGGGGGGAUCUAGUCACAUAGAGGGUUCAGGUUCUUAUGGAUUGGCUUGUUUUGGCCUUGUUUUGAAAUGGGAUUAGCUUGAUUUUUUUACUUAUUGUGAAAGUUGGAGUGCUUAUUUACCGCAUGAAAGUUGGCAACUGUGCUCCUAAGUGCCACUUCAGUCAUGAUACAGCUUUAAGGCAGUCUGCCCUAACAAAGGAAUGCUAGAUUGGUGUAAGGCUGACAUUGUCCUACGCCAGCCCCUCCUGGCCCAGUCUCUGAAACCCCAGAAGGUGGUUGGUCUUAAAAAUCUGAGCUUCAGCACAAGUCUAAACACCUGCACUGCAAUUUUUAGCUCCCCUGACCAAGCCCCGUGAGCCCAAGACAGCAGAAAGCCAUGGGGUUUUUUACUGCAGUGUUGACAUGCACUUUAUCCUUAGAGCCUGCAUCACUCCUGUAGUUGAGAUCAGCAAGAGAUGGAUAAACUGACAAUCACUAAUUUUGUAUGGCCAGGGAACAAGACACUCUCAGUGAAGUAUUCCUACUUUUUCUAAGAAUUUGUUUCACUUCCCUUGUGGCCUAACAGAGCCUCAAUAUGUUGAUCCUCAAGGCCUGGCUGCCUUAUGGAAAUUAACUUGGAAUUGGCAGGGCAGUUACUUUAUUGGCAUUAACUUGUGUGUUGUCUUUACUGACAAUGCAUCUUACAAUAGGUGUAUCUUAGAAAUGGAUUAAGUGAAAUGUGGCCCCAUUGGCUACCUGAAGCCCAGAGUGUAGGAUUGGUUAAAAUGUUUCAAUUAUAGGCUAAUAUGAUGAGAAAUGUAAACUGGUUUUGGUUUGGAUUUAUGGCAGGGUGGUCAAUUAAAAAUCAGUAGUGUUUUUUUAAAUCAUGGCAAGCAGGAAACCUCAAUUUAAAUAUCUAUUUUAAUCUUGUUUUGCAUUUGUACUCUUUUGUUUUCCUAAAGAAAGAUUGAUUCUCAUUGGUUGCAUUAAUGUUUAUUUGCAAUUAAAUAUAGUCUCUAGAUUGCUCUUGGUAUUUCUUGCUAACCAGAAAGAUAUGCUAUAUCUGUUCUCACAAUUUAAGCAAUUAUACAGCUUAACACUUAUUCAGAGCCUUAUCUUUUUUUACAUUGUUUUGUUGUAAAAUAAUGAUGAUGUUUCUUAUUUCCUUUAUUAAAUUUUUAGUUGUGACUUGUGUCAAGCUGCAUGGAUGGAAAUUGGAAUUCGAUGAAAAAUGUUGUCUGUGCUGGAUAUAUACAUUUAUUUUUUCAUAUAAAAACAGUAUUGCAUUUAAAACAACUGAUUAGAGGAAGUAUUAUCUGUAGCUAACAAAUUGAACUGAUUGUUUCUGGUCACCAUGUCCUUCAGUAUUUUUAGAAGUAGUAGAUCUGAUCCUCCUGUUUUUGUUCAUGAAUUUGAAGAGGAAAAGAAGCUUUUUUGCUUUUUCAACUCCCAAUUGGUAUCUCAACUUUGAAUGAACUAGUUAUUGAAAUGAAAUGAAGAGAAUAUUCUCUGCAUCAGGAGAAGAGGCUACUGCUGUCAAAAGCUGCUUUAGCACUUCAACAAACUCUAGUUCCAGGUGCUUAGCCAGUGACUUCCACCAGUCCAGUGGUUUAACUUUUAUUAUUAAAACUUCGGCAGCAAACAUGUACUAUCUGAAUAUUUUCUUAUUCCAUUCAAAUUAUUUUAAUAGAUUUAAGAUAAAUUUAGGCUUUAAUGUGAAUUUCAUAUUUUCAAAUUUAUUUUAGUUUUUUUAAAGUCCAGUUUUGAAUUGGAUGUUUAUCCACUCUCUGAUUUAGACUUCCCUGCAGUGUUUGGAGCCCAAACUUUGCAGCAUAGUGCUACUGCACGACAAUCAGUGGCUAUGGUGGAGGUUCAGCUAGAGCCAACACAUGUCUACCCUCCAGGUCUCUUGAUAGCUUUCAGUGCCUGUACUACUGUGCUUGUUGCUGUUCACCUCUUUGCUCUCAUGAUAAGUACCUGCAUUCUUCCAAAUAUAGAGGCUGUUAGUAAUGUGCACAAUCUCAACUCUGUAAAGGAGUCUCCGCAUGAGCGUAUGCACCGACACAUUGAGCUCGCCUGGGCAUUUUCCACUGUCAUUGGGACUUUGCUCUUCCUUGCAGAGGUGGUGCUGCUGUGUUGGGUGAAAUUUCUUCCACUGAAGAGGCAUCCUCUUGUUUCAGUCCAUGACAACAAUUCUACCAUCACCCCAGGAGAGGCAGCAGCCAUUGCCUCAACAUCUAUUAUGGUUCCUUUUGGAUUGAUUUUCAUUGUGUUUGCAGUCCACUUCUAUAGGUCACUGGUGAGCCACAAAACAGACAGGCAAUUUCAAGAAUUGAAUGAACUUGCUGAGUUUGCACGGCUCCAGGAUCAGCUGGACCACAGAGGCGACACCUUGCCUCCUCCUGGCAGCCAUUUUGCAUAAAACUAUAUUUUGUAUAAAAUCCAUUUUUUGUUUCUGCCUUGCUAUGUUGACUCCUCCCUGCAUGAACUAGCUGGACUGUUGAUUGAUUUUAAAGAGAGAUUAAGUACUGUGCUAAUUUCUUACAGUAAAAAAAUACCAUGACAUCUUAGACAACUGACAUCUGACGAGACUGAUGUUGGGGUAUGGCUGCACUGAGCAUGCAUCUCUCAUCCUUCCUCUUAUCAUCUGGAUUGUUUCUUUUUAAUGUUGAAUGGUGAAUAUAUCAGUGCAUAAGAGGAGUUGAAUUUUAGUCCUCGGUAUAUGUUAGGUGUGGGAGGGAAGCCUUAGUUCUCUCUCUUUGAUGUUGGUGUUGGCUAGAAAGUAUUGCUGGUCCAAUACAUGUUGCAUGGCACAAUACAAAUUACUUGGGACAUGUAGUAAUUAGCAUUUGGUUUCAGUGCUAGUGCUGUGAUCUCUAAAAGUCUGAUGAAAGGUAAAAUUGAGAGCUUUUCCACCUUCCCUUUUCCCACUAGCUCCCCCAAUCAUGUUUUUCUGCCAAGUAAUUAUUACUUUACUAAUUUCUAUGGGGCUUUUUGCCAUGGCAGCUAUAAAUUCUUACUCUCCAGAUACCCAUGACAGUACUAUUGCGAUGUGGUCUGAUCUGCAUCUGUAGGACCGAGGCCCUAACUUUACUCUUCUUUUGGGAAGAAAAUACAGAGAAAAGCAAUAACUGCUUUAAUAGUCAUGGGAGCAGAUACGUUAUCAGAAGUGAUAAAAUUGCCUGUUUUCAUUGAGGAAACAUUUUGAAAAGAAAAAAUAGAUGGAGAAACUACCACUAGAGGUUUUUUUCCCCUUGCUUGAAAACUUGCCAUUCAGGGCUUUUCUCUAGCAAUAACAUACACUGGUAGAGACUUAACCACAGUAGAACUACUGCUAUGGUUCCAAACCAAAGUAGCAAUUAUUUUAUACUUUUUAUAUAUUAAAUAUAUUUUUGAAUAAAUUCUCAGAUACAAAUGAUAAAAGGCGCUUUGUGUGUGUGGGAAUUCCAAGUAAUUAGCUGUACGUUGAUCUUGUUUGGUAGAAAAAUCUUCUGCUUGCUCAAGUAUUGCAUUUAAGAUAUUAAAAUCUUAAUUACACGUGAUUUUUGCUUCCAGAAUGUUGUGGAAGACCAUUUAUUGCUAUAUAGACUUAUUUAUGAAAACAAAUUAUUUUUAUUUUAAGAAGUAGUAUUGCUUCUUAAUUGUAAGACAUGUGCAUCUUCUGUUGAAUGAAGCUGCUGUUUUAGCCUCAAGCUAUUGUGUCAAAUUCUAACUUCUUCCUCAAGCAAAAACUCACACUUGACAAGGAUUAUAGGAUUUGGCUUCAACUCUUUCAGAAUUUGUGAGACUCUAGAUACAUUAAAAAAUGAAUGUUGGCUUUUGGACAGCGUUUCUCCUGCCUUCGCUGAAGGAUGGAAAUGGGUGGGUUAGUUGGUGAAAAAUCUCUUUGAACCCAGAAAUUACCAGUUUCUGAUAUGUUCAGCUCCCACGGAACAGAAUUGGGAUCUCAGCUCGUAGCUGCUAAUAUGGAAUGUAAUCCUGUAAUUUUGUGAUGGAGGUAACAAAUUCAGUUGUGGCCUAAUCGAAGCUGUGCCUCUUUGACUUCAAGUGAAGCUGUGGAUGCUUAUGCCUACAUUGAAUGUAGUCAAUUAUACCCAGUCUCUUUAAAAGAUGAAUUCAACAUGCUUUACAAAUGAAGGUCCUAAUUUUGCAAACACUAGUAGUACUUACUAUGAUGAGUAGUCUCACUUGCAUCAAUGCAACUGACUUAUUAGUGCAAGCACUACACCCAGUAAGAUGAAUUGACAAGACAAAGUGCAGUUUAUAUUCUGAAAAAUUACUUUAAAAAUUGUAUCCAAGUGCUGUGGCUAUAUCUGAGUGACAUAUUUGCUCCUAUUGUGCUCUGUUCACAAGCAAAAAAUAGUUUUUGAGUUGCCAUCCCCAAAAACUCCUGGAUAUGAAAGUCAAACAGAAAUUCUCUCUGGUUUUGACAUUACCAGUUGUUUUUUUGCAGCUGAAAUAUAAUAGUUGGUGAGCAGAAUUCCACUCACUGUUCCACAACUGUUUGUUCUUGGAGUGCUAAUGGGAUUAAAUUAGUAAAAACUUUAGUAAAUGGUAUUCUGAAAUAGUCAUGAAAAUUUACCAGCCUGAGCACAAAAUCCAGUUGCCAAUUCUUUACUGAGUUGUUGAUAAUGAUAAAUCUAAUGAUACCUUACUUACCCUGGGAAAGUAGACUUUUAGAAAACUGUGGUAAAGUAAGCAUACUGGAGCAAAUAUCUUAAAGGGACACUAUCAAGUUGAAAUAAAAUUACACUUUUCUGAAA
Messenger RNA from Mauremys mutica (yellowpond turtle), 6556 nucleotides. RefSeq names its product ORAI calcium release-activated calcium modulator 1 (gene ORAI1). Gene Ontology annotation, cellular component: membrane. The transcript is spliced from 2 exons. Gene Ontology annotation, molecular function: store-operated calcium channel activity. Gene Ontology annotation, biological process: store-operated calcium entry. The record is from RefSeq and is a predicted model, not a curated record. Lineage: Eukaryota; Metazoa; Chordata; Testudines; Geoemydidae. Bases 3655 to 4215 code for a protein of 186 amino acids.